Bufo bufo (common toad) is the source of this 3066-nucleotide messenger RNA. It is a transcript of the gene MIOS, whose product is annotated as meiosis regulator for oocyte development. Gene Ontology annotation, molecular function: protein binding. The transcript has 12 exons. Gene Ontology annotation, cellular component: cytoplasm. The coding region runs from base 285 to 2924 and encodes 879 amino acids. The record is from RefSeq and is a predicted model, not a curated record. Gene Ontology annotation, biological process: positive regulation of TORC1 signaling; cellular response to amino acid starvation. NCBI's taxonomy places the organism in Eukaryota, Metazoa, Chordata, Amphibia, Anura, Bufonidae.
AGAAGCGUGAUGACGUACACGGCGUAGGCUCCCCGUAGCCUGGUCAGGUGGCCUGAGCGCUCGCCUGUGACACGGACACCGACACCGACACCGACACCCUGCUGCCCCGGGGCGGCGGGGACCUGCUCUUCCCCCUGUGGAAGAGUACCCAGUAAUCCGGCACUGGUGGUCGCUGAGCUGCCAGACUAGUGGAAGUGGGCAAAUACAGAUCACCAGCAGGAGCCUCCCAGUACCGGGCCAUAUACAGGAUUACUGGUUAUUGAAUGUUCUCUGCUCCGUGAAAAAUGAGCGGCUCCAAGCCGGACAUCCUGUGGGCCCCCCACCACGUGGACAGGUUUGUGGUGUGCGACUCUGAGCUCAUCCUCUAUCACAUAGAAUCCAGGGCCAACGCCAACUCCGAACUCAAGGCGGGAUCUCUACGACUGUCAGAGGAGACCACCGCCACCCUCUUGGCCAUCAACUCGGACACGCCCUACAUGAAAUGUGUGGCUUGGUACCCAAAAUACGACCCAGAAUGCCUCUUGGCGGUUGGCCAGGCGAAUGGCAGAGUGGUGCUGACCAGCCUGGGCCAGGACCACAACUCCAAAUGCAGAGAUCUGAUCGGUAAGGAGUUUGUCCCUAAACACGCCAGGCAGUGCAACACCCUGGCCUGGAAUCCCCUGGAUAGCAAUUGGCUGGCCGCUGGCUUGGACAAGCACAGGGCCGACUUUUCCGUAUCGGUCUGGGACAUCAGCAGCAAGUACACCCCCGACGUCACUGUCCCCAUGGAGAAGGUCCGCCUUUCCACCGGUGACAACGAAACAAGCUUGGUGGUGACAAAGCCCCUGUAUGAACUGGGCCAGAACGACGCCUGCCUGUCCCUCUGCUGGCUCCCUAGGGACCAGAAGUUGCUCCUGGCCGGGAUGCACCGUAACUUGGCCAUCUUCGACCUCCGAAACACCAACCAGAAGAUAUUUGUGAACACCAAAGCGGUGCAAGGCGUGACCGUGGACCCCCACUUCCACGACAGGGUGGCUUCAUUCUUUGAAGGACAAGUGGCUAUUUGGGACCUUAGAAAAUUUGAGAAGCCGGUUUUGACCCUUACGGAGCAGCCCAAGCCUCUGAGCAAAGUCGCCUGGUGCCCGACCAGGACUGGGUUACUUGCCACCUUGACCCGGGACAGUAACAUCAUCAGACUGUACGAUAUGCAGCACACCCCCACACCCAUCGGGGACGAAACGGAGCCCACGAUAAUAGAGAGGAGCGUCCAGCCUUGCGAUAAUUACAUUGCCUCCUUCGCUUGGCAUCCGACCAGUCAGAACCGGAUGGUGGUGGUGACCCCCAACAGGACCAUGUCCGAUUUCACAGUGUUUGAGCGCAUCUCUCUGGCCUGGAGUCCCACCACGUCGCUGAUGUGGGCGUGCAGCAGGCAGCUCUACGAAUGUACGGAGGAGGGGAAGGACAGUUCCCUCGAGAGGGAUAUCGCCACUAAGAUGAGGCUCAGGGCUUUAUCGCGGUACGGCCUGGACACAGAGCAGGUCUGGAGGAACCACCUGCUGGCGGGCAAGGAGGACCCGCAGCUUAAGUCUCUCUGGUACACCUUGCACUUUAUGAAGCAGUACGCUGAAGACAUAGAGCAGAAAUCUUCCAGCAACAAAGGAUCGUUGGUUUACGCCGGGAUCAAGGCGAUAGUGAAAUCCUCGCUGGGGACGACAGAAAGCGUCUGCUGCAGCUGGAGCGGCUCCGACCGGCAGGCAGACGUGGUCCAUUACGUGAGCCCAGAGCGGAGUUUGGCGCUGCAGCUUUGCGGCUGGAGAAAGAAAGGAUCGGACGCCGAUAUCGGAUUGUUCCUGACCUCGUUGGAACAGGAAGGCGAAUGGGAGAGAGCGGCGGCCAUCGCGUUGUUUAACCUGGAUAUCCGUCGUGCCAUCCAGAUCCUGAAUAAGGGGGCGUCCACCGGGAAAGGAGAUCUGAAUCUCAAUGUUGUAGCCAUGGCGCUCUCCGGAUAUACAGACGAAAAGAACUCUCUCUGGAGGGAGAUGUGCAGCUCCCUCCGAAAUCAGCUGAGUAACCCUUACCUUGCCGUCAUGUUUGCGUUCCUCACCAGUGACCCCGGCUGCUACGACACCGUUCUGUUUGAAUGCGCCAUGGCUGUGAGGGAUCGCGUGGCCUUCGCCUGCUUGUUCUUAAAUGACGCUCAGUUAAUUAAGUACAUUGACAAGCUGACGCAGGACAUGAAGGACGUGGGGAACCUCGAAGGGAUCGUCCUGACCGGACUGACAAAGGAUGGAGUAGAUCUGAUUGAAAGCUAUGUGGAUAGGACAGGUGACGUGCAGACGGCGAGUUACUGCAUGCUACAGGGAUCUCCAUCGGAAGUGAUGAAGGACGAGCGGGUCCAGUACUGGAUAGAAAACUACAGGAACUUGCUGGAUGCCUGGAGGUUUUGGCAUAAAAGAGCGGAGUUUGAUAUCCACAGGAGUAAACUGGACCCCAGCUCCAAGCCCCUCGCACAGGUAUUUGUGAGCUGCAAUUUCUGUGGGAAAUCCAUCUCUUACAGCUGCUCCUCGGUGCCGCACCAGGGCCGGGGGUUCAGUCAGUACGGAGUCAGCGGGUCGCCAACCAAGUCGAAGUUCACCAGCUGCCCCGGCUGCCGGAAGCCUCUUCCGCGCUGCGCUCUGUGUCUCAUCAACAUGGGAAAUCCGGUGUCUAAUAGUCCAGGAGCCUCCAAGUCUGAUGAGAAGAUAGACCUCAGCAAGGAGAAGAAGGUGGCGCAGUUUAACAACUGGUUCACUUGGUGUCACAACUGUCGACAUGGAGGUCACGCCGGGCACAUGAUGAGCUGGUUCAGAGAUCAUACGGAGUGCCCAGUGUCCGCCUGCGCCUGUAAAUGCAUGCAGCUGGAUACAACAGGCAACCUCGUUCCUGCAGAGACCGCACAGGCCUGAGGUGGGACCCUCACAAGAGACUUUUGGCCAAGACGUGUAUUUGUGAGCUACCUGACAGCAGGAGACCUUCUGCCGCAUCACGGAUGGUGCAGCUUACACAGUGUUGUCAGUCAUGAAGGACUGACUCAAGGAAAUGUUCUGU